CGUCUGGUAGAGAGAGUGUACACAAUAGAUUAGAUGUAGUGCGGCGACGCUUUGAUGGUAAUACGAGGGUAAUUUACCGUAUAAAAAUCCCAACCAAGGAGAUAAAUGGCUGGAAGUCGCGGGAAGUACUUUGGGCAGCAGCUUGAUGAUUGGCGCCAGAACAGCGAGCUAUACUCGAAAAAAGCGGACUACGACUACCACCACGCGAUGGCACAGCACGCAGCGGUGGUGUCGGCCGCGGGAGGAGGCCAGCUGCACCCAGCCAUGGCGCAGCUGCCCAUGCUGCCCACGGGGCUCAACCUGUCCAUGGGCUCGGCCGCAAACAUGGCUGCUAACAUGGCGGCUGCCGCGGGCCUCCAGAUGUCGCAGCUGACGGCAAGUGCCAACUCCACUUCGUCGUCCGCCUCUUCAGGGGGUGGAGGCGGGGCUUCAGCGGCUGCUCUUCACCACCAUCACCACCACCACCACCAACACCUGCAGCACCAGCACGGCAACGCGCCCGCAGCACACCAGCAAGCUGCUGCACUGCACCACCAGCACCAGCAUCAUCACCACGUGGGAUACAUGGGCCACAUGGGUGCCGCUGCCGUGGGCGGCAAGCUCAAGCACAAGAAGCCGAAGGUCAACAAGGACGGUGUGCCCGCACCCAAGCGUGCCACCACGGCCUACAUCACCUUCACACAGUGGUACCGGGAAGAGAUGAAGAAGUCCGGACGCCAAAUCCCACGGAUUGGGGAUUUCGGCAAGGAAUGUGCCGGAAAGUGGAACACGAUGUCAGACGAAGACAAGCAACCUUUCCUCAGCGCUGCCGCGAGAGACCGUGAGCGAUACAAGCGCGAGAUGGCGGUGUACAAGCCAGCACGAGAUGCAAACAAGCCUAAGCGCCCUGGUACAGCCUUCAUGCUCUUCAUGGGCGACUUCCGGAAAGAGAUGGCCGGCAAGGAGCCUGAGGGCGGUGUGGCUGCACUUGCCAAACUGGGUGGGGAAAGGUGGCGGGGCAUGUCGGAGGAGGACAAGCGGCCUUACGUCGAGAGGCAAAACGAGGAGAAGAUGAAGUAUGAACAAAACAUGGAGGAGUACAGGCGCAAACAGCAAACAGCAGAGAGCCAGGCGGCCAAGCUGCAACAGCAGCAACAGGCAGCAGCCGCCGCAGCACAAGCCGACGACCAAGGUGGCGGCACGCGCGAACAGCAGCAGCAACAGCACGACAAUGGCGGCGAUUCAGAGUCCGGCGAAGACACGUUCCACGGCAAUCAGAGCCACUCGAAUCCUCCGUCGGGCAACUCAACGCCCAGCCCUGGCGGCGGCGGGGCCACCACGCAUUCCGAGCACACAGACGAGUCGCAGCAGGGCGCUGCGCCGCCCACCUCGUCUGCAUCGGCCGUUGGCUCUGAGCGCAGCAACGCAGGUGGCCUGCCCUCACUCGCGUCACCUCUGUCGCUGGCCCACCCGCUGGCCUCGCUGGGCUACCAGCACUCUCUGGCCAGCUUCGGCAUCACUUCGGGCGGGUUCGGCGGCGCGCCGCACGCAGCGCACGUGUCGGCCGCCUCGACGGCCGCGGCACCUUACCUGCCCGGAAGUGCAGCCACUUACUCGCAGGCCCACCUGCCCGGACCAUACAGCUGGACCUGAGCACAGGGUGCCCAAGGGGGGAGCGACGGAGCGGGGCGCAUCGUAUGCAACUUGUAGUCUCUUCUGUCGGCCCGCCCCUGAACCCCCGCGACUCAAAAGAAGGCCCGCGGUGUGAAUCUCGCAGUAUGCCCCCCCCCUCCCCCCCGUGUGCAGCAAGCCGUGCGGGAAGUGCUUUGCUCGUGUGCCAACUGCUGGACUGGGUAGCUUUGGUCCCUGCCUGGGUGGUGAAGUGCACUUCAUGCGUGGACCAAACAGGAGAUUUGUGUUUGCCUUCUCUUUGAGCUCUCAUUGCCAUCACGUGCUUAGCGAUUUCCUCAUCUACAUUGUGCUGCGAUUGCCCUCUUGUUGGCUGUGUUACGAUUCUAAAACUUGUGUCAUGGCCUUGUUCUUUCGUCACACACUUGUAAAAAAAAAAAAAGAAUGCUGUCCUUGCGCCUUCAAUAUCUGUACCUCAUUUUUUGCUUAGCUAUCUAUUUCUGCAUGAAAAUUUUCUCAUCAUUCUACCAACCUAAUUUAUUGCUUACAAUCUGUGAGGUAUUGCCAGUAGUAUGAUGUAACAUCAUUUCAAAACACAAAAUGUCAAUGAGGCAUUCGAAGUGGUUGAGGUGCAUUUGCGUAGCCACUUGCAGGACGGCUUUAUCAUCUUCGAGGCUGCCCAGGCGCAGUGCCAUUUCUCAUGUAUCGUUUUUAUGGGCCUAGCCAGUUUUUUUCUUGUUGUUUUUUCUCCCCCUCCCCCUUUCCUUCAAAAGCAGUGGGUUUGUGCUAGCAUGCAGGGCCACCACAACCUGGCUUGUCAUGCAGUUGUAUAAAAUUGUGUGCCGCCAAACGAGCUCAGAGGUGGGCAAAUUGUGAUUCGUGCAGAUGGCUUGAGAAACGAUGGGGCAAGUUACUUAACACGCCUUCUUCUGUGCCGGUGCCGCAUUCUCUCUGCUGUUCUAAGCCAAACGAGCAUGAAUUCCCUUAUUUUUCUCGGAUGAACGUUUUGUUGUAGAAGACAUCAUGGAAAAAAAAAAACAUGCAAGUGCAGAUAUUUAUGCUUCCAGUAGUUUUCCAGGACCAGUGUGUGUGCGUGUGUGUGGGCCUCUCGUAGGGCGUAUAACCGGCUUUUUAAAAAUAUGAACAUUUUAUCGCCAACGUCACGAUGCUGCGCCAUCCGUGAGCGUGCGAGGUGGGGCAUUUUAUUUGAGCAACCUUUGUGAACAAGGCACACGAGGUGGAAAAGACAGCAGUGUAUGUUCACUAGCGAACAGACAGAAAAACAAACAAUACUCAGACGUUGCAUAUUGGUCUGCGCUCGGCAUUGUAGCUUGAAAUGCAAGAGCAUACGUUUUGGGACAUGUUUUUACGCACAUUGUUCUCAGUAUUUUUCUCGGUGUUCUGAUUUUUGUUGAUUGCAUUUCUUUGUACAUGCUCUAAUUGUGACUUUAUUCUUCAAUUUUAAACACAUUGUAUCACUGUUUCUGUAAACGGGAUGUGUAGCGAAUAGCCUAUGUUUUUUACAGAUAAGUGGACUGAGAAAAAAACCACAUAGAAAGGAACACUGCAACUAUUGUGAUACGGCUCUAUUAAUUUAACUUGUCUUGCGUUUGACGCCAGUUUUAUCUUGCCGUGAACAUUGCAUGUGUGUCGAAACCAAUGUGGGAAAAAAAUAUAUAUGUUGAAAGGGUUGAAUGCAUGCGGGUCCUUUCCAUUGCUUUUGCAAGCUCUGUAUAAAAGAGCUGUGGUGCUUUUGCAGGCCUGGGUUGGCUCAGUCUCACUUCCCAAGUAAUGAAACCCAGUUUCAAGUAAUGCAUCCAUUUGGACGUGCACGUAGAGUAUCUUAAAAAGAAUAGACCUGUGUUACUAACUCUUUCCUUACCGUGCCAUUUAUAGUGUCUGGCACAUGGUGGUGAUUCAGCGUGCUGUCGGACACCGACUUGGGCAUUUUUCAGCAUGCGCUGCUGCUUAAUAUGCAAGUUUUGCUUUCUGGAGGCCAAACAAAACCUGAGGCACCUUAAGUAAUAGCGCAAAAGUGUGUGCACCAAAACGUAAAGUCAGGGUCGUCGGACCUUUUGCACGCAACUGCAAGAAAAGGAUGCGCAGUACAGCGUUGCAUGAAUAUCAUCUACAAUGUAUAUUGCAGAGCAGUUAGUUUCAUUGUAGUAGUUAACCUUAGCGUCCAUGAUUACAUUUGCUUGGAAAGGCUGGAAACCUUAGGAAAGCACAUACGGAAAUUUUCCUUUUGUAUAGUCUAAACAGUCUAGCAUAAUGUUUUUCUUUGAUGAAAUUGUAGUGUAUCUCACAGGAUACAUUAAGUCGGAUGCAUUUGAUCAACUGAAUUGAGUAUCGCACCUGCAUAUAUUUUUGUGGCUAGUGUUUGAAGAAAAACGGAAAGGAAAGAGUUAAGCCAUAACAUUUGCAUUAUCCACGGUGUUGCCAGCUGGAACACGUUGGGUUAUUAGCUCAAGGCACAGUCUGCAAAAGCAGGAACAGCCACAGGGCAUUGUGUACGAUAGAAGCAGCCAACUUACAUGUGAGACUUUUUUUUUUUUUUCAUCACUGUAUAAAGUGCAGAGCAAGCAUUUCUCUCGCCUCUCUUCUUAGUCCUUCAGUGGGCGACCUCUGGAAUAAAAAAAAAGUGUCGAGGUUCUUAAAGUGUCUUGAGUAAUGUCAAUUGCUUUGUUGUUGUACAUAGUGUGUGUUUUUUUUAUCAUCCCAGUAAAUUUGAAGCACCUCAAGUGAUUUUAUCUUUUUUUUUUACGCUGUUCACACUUUUUAUCGUGAUUGUUCUAUUGCGCAUCUGUGAAGCUCGUCUCUUACCUGCCUCACCUGUUGACAAAAAACAUUGCGACAUUCUUCCCUUGAACUUUUUUUUUCUUUUCUUUUGGGAAGAAAUGGUAUUCUGUGUGUAGGCAUGUAUGCAUCUGUGUGAAGCAGUUUCCAAAUCCAAGGAACGUAGUGCUAAUAAAACAUCUUUUUUUUUUUUUGUUAAAUAUUGCCAGUCUGCAAAACUCUUUUACCUAGUACAAACGUGAGCCAAGCUUCUGGCAGCCAGUGUUUGGGAUGAAGCUUGAUUGCUGCUCAGUGCCAUUGGUGUGUGCUUUCCAUUCAGUCUGUGUGGCUGAAUGCUCUGCUCGUGGGGUCUUACAUUUAUUGGUUUGGGUCGAACGCAGAACAUUAACAUAUAAAGGUGAUUGUCAGUGUAAACAUAUGGGUUACACUAUGUCAGUGCUGUAACAUCAUUAUGCUUCAAUAAUUAGUGUUUUCUCUUGCACUGCUACAGCUUAGUUACAGAGCCCUGCCAAGUUCAGUCGCUGGAUUGUUUAGAAUGCAGUAUAGUUAACAAGGCUACUGGUGGCCCAGAAAGUAGAUUGUAGUUGCUGUAAUACAAUUGCAACAAAUCUUAGCCAAGUAUUGCAACUUCUAGAAAAAAAUUGCUUCAUUUACGUGAAUUGUGAGAGCUCGAAUUUAAAUCCGUUUGCCUGUACAUCUGCCUAGAAAAAAAUUGCUUCAUUUACGUGAAUUGUGAGAGCUCGAAUUUAAAUCCGUUUGCCUGUACAUCUGCAGAUCAAGGAUGAGUUUUCUACCAUAUUAAAGUUUUUAAUUUCCCCACCAAA
Molecule: messenger RNA, 5228 nt
Organism: Rhipicephalus microplus (southern cattle tick)
Lineage: Eukaryota; Metazoa; Arthropoda; Arachnida; Ixodida; Ixodidae
Biological process (GO): regulation of transcription by RNA polymerase II
Source: RefSeq, a predicted model, not a curated record